UGGAGAUAACAUCUGUAGAAAUUGGAGUUGUGGCAGUUAAGUCCAUUAAGAGCAACUAUUAUUUAGCCAUGAACAAGAAAGGAAAAGUCUACGGCUCUAAGGAGUUUAACAGUGAUUGCAAAUUGAAGGAAAGAAUAGAAGAAAAUGGAUAUAACACAUAUGCAUCCUUAAAUUGGAAGCACAAUGGAAGGCAAAUGUUUGUAGCCCUGAAUGGAAGGGGAGCUACAAAGAGAGGACAGAAAACAAGAAGGAAAAACACUUCAGCUCACUUUCUUCCAAUGGUAGUAAUGUCAUAGAUGAAGGAACUAUUUUAUUGAUGCAGUUGAACCAAAGGCUCUUAUGUCAAGAAUAUUUGGUAAUCCUCUUGAAGAGUAAAUGCAAAGAAAUUGCAAACAAGCAGACAUCUGCUUGUUUGAAAAGAGAGCAGGGGAAGCCUUUGAAGGUUUUGUAUUCAUUGCUGGCGCCUGAAAUACUUUUAUUUAGUUCGGUGUCAUAUCUUAUAAUCAAGAUACAAGCUGCAUCAAAUGGGAUGGAAGUUAUUGCCAGUGUGAACAAUUUUUUUUUAUCUCUGCAACAGAACUUAAGGGAUGUGAGACCCUUAUCUGUUGAAUGAUCUUCAUGGGGAAAGUUAUUUAUGGAAUACUAACUGAUAUCAAAGACCUUAAUUGCUCGUUCAAGCCUGAUGAUCCAACGAACAGUUAGACGCGCAAGCAUUUACUGGAAGCACUU
Messenger RNA from Fulmarus glacialis (Northern fulmar), 729 nucleotides. It is a transcript of the gene FGF10, whose product is annotated as fibroblast growth factor 10. Gene Ontology annotation, biological process: wound healing; positive regulation of ERK1 and ERK2 cascade; limb development. Lineage: Eukaryota; Metazoa; Chordata; Aves; Procellariiformes; Procellariidae. Bases 69 to 296 code for a protein of 75 amino acids. The record is from RefSeq and is a predicted model, not a curated record. Gene Ontology annotation, cellular component: cytoplasm. Gene Ontology annotation, molecular function: growth factor activity; chemoattractant activity; type 2 fibroblast growth factor receptor binding. The transcript is spliced from 2 exons.